AUGAUUCAGAAACAAAUCCUAUCCAAAUUCCUAAUGAGAAAGAGUUUUUACAAUUGUCAGUGAAAAUUUACUUUUCGAAAUUUCUCAAAAAAAGCUGACCAAAAGAAGAAAAAAGAAGUCUUUGUGAAAUUUUGCACAGUUCUUAAUGAAAACUUCCCUCCAAACACAGACAAUUCCAGCAGAUUCGAACAAAGAAACUCGAAUUUUAUGGCCUUAGACCCAAUGAAUCUUAUGAAAAGAAACGAAAAUUAUAGUGUCAAGCUAAGGAAAGACCAGAGAAAAGAUUUUUUUCAAAAGAAAAGGCUUAGAUUAGAUGCUAGAACUGAAGAAACAGAAGAUGAAAAUGAAAUGCCCAAUUUUUCUUUGCUAAAUCCCAAAGAAAAACUCUUAGAACCUAUUAAGGAAACCUUCAAAUACUCCUAUAAAGUCUCGGUGAGCGAAAAAAUUCUAAAACUCAAGUUCAAACUAAGUAUUAAGCAAGAACAAGCAGAUAUGAAUUUAAGAGAAAAAAACCAAUAA
This is a messenger RNA of Blepharisma stoltei, 519 nucleotides long. NCBI's taxonomy places the organism in Eukaryota, Ciliophora, Heterotrichea, Heterotrichida, Blepharismidae. The record is from the annotation of a GenBank genome assembly.